AUGAUAGAUGACUGUAAGGCUUUCUAUCUAGCUGGUCAAAAUGUUACUUCUUCAUUGUUUGUUUGGACACUUGUUGCUCUAAGCCAACAUCAAGACUGGCAAAACAAAGCAAGAGAAGAGAUUUCUCAGGCGUUUGGUAACAACGAGCCAGAUUUCGAAGGGUUAAGCCACCUAAAAGUCGUAACAAUGAUCCUCCAUGAAGUUUUAAGACUCUAUUCGCCAGCUUACUUCACAUGUCGGAUAACAAAACAAGAAGUGAAGCUAGAGAAGUUCUCUUUACCCGAAGGAGUUGUGAUCACAAUACCAAUGCUAUUGGUGCACCAUGACCCUGAUCUUUGGGGAGACGACGUGAAACAGUUUAGGCCAGAGAGAUUCGUUAAUGGCGUUGCGAGCGCAACCAAAGGAAGACUCUCCUUCUUGCCUUUUAGCUCGGGCCCUCGGACUUGUAUUGGCCAAAACUUUUCAAUGUUGCAAGCUAAGCUCUUUGUGGCAACGGUUCUUCAACGGUUCAGUGUUGAGCUCUCUCCAUCGUAUACACAUGCUCCUUUCCCAGCUGCAACUACAUUUCCGCAACAUGGAGCUCAUUUGAUCAUUCGAAAAGUUUAG
This is a messenger RNA of Eutrema salsugineum, 606 nucleotides long. Its product is annotated as cytochrome P450 72C1. The record is from RefSeq and is a predicted model, not a curated record. The transcript is spliced from 2 exons. Lineage: Eukaryota; Viridiplantae; Streptophyta; Magnoliopsida; Brassicales; Brassicaceae. Gene Ontology annotation, molecular function: iron ion binding; oxidoreductase activity, acting on paired donors, with incorporation or reduction of molecular oxygen; monooxygenase activity. Bases 1 to 606 code for a protein of 201 amino acids.